Messenger RNA from Labeo rohita (rohu), 1612 nucleotides. RefSeq names its product sulfiredoxin 1 homolog (S. cerevisiae) (gene srxn1). The record is from RefSeq and is a predicted model, not a curated record. Gene Ontology annotation, biological process: cellular response to oxidative stress. Gene Ontology annotation, cellular component: cytoplasm. Gene Ontology annotation, molecular function: sulfiredoxin activity. The coding region runs from base 48 to 482 and encodes 144 amino acids. Lineage: Eukaryota; Metazoa; Chordata; Actinopteri; Cypriniformes; Cyprinidae. The transcript is spliced from 2 exons.
CGCAUGCGCAGAGAUAGUACUUCCCUACUGUAGUGAUACUCAUAGUGAUGUUUCAAACUCUGAGCGGUGCUUUUCCAAAGCUCAUCGGCGCCGCAAGAUUGAAUCCACUCGGAGUUUUAACGCGAAAAAUGGGCAGUUUAGGCAGUGAAAACCGCUCCAUUCAUUCAGACAAUAUCCAGGACGUUCAUAACAUUCCAAUGGAUGUGAUCAUACGACCCAUUCCACCUGUUCUAGACGAGCAGAAGGUCCAAAGCCUCAUGACCAGCAUACAGGAGGGCGCAGAUAUCUCCCUUGUGCCUCCCAUAGACGUGCUUUGGAUCACUGGAGAAAAAGGGGGCAAUUAUUACUACUCUUUUGGAGGAUGUCAUCGAUUUGCUGCCUAUCAGAGAUUAAAGAUGAAAUCCAUACCAGCCAAGAUAAUCAAAUCUAACAUUUCGGACUUGCGCACCUAUUUGGGAGCAUCUACGCCGAAUCUACUUUGAUCCAACGCACAUAAGAGACGGACUGAUGCGGUAAACCUGCACUGUGACAGACAUCUAGAUGAUGUUAAGCACAUUUAUCCUGUAUGACUGUAUUUCUUACGACACUGAUAAAGAACGUAGACUUUUCAUUUUUAAAUGGCUCUUUGAUGUUAAGGAAAUAUUCACGUUUCUAAACUGAGAGCAGAAAUCAUGACUCAUUUCGAGUCAGUUUUUGUUCUAAGGUUGUAUCUGCAAAGGUGUUUCAUUCUUAUGAAUCAGAGCUUUGAAUCAUCCAAAACAACUGUAAACUUAUAUAAUUAUAUUCCUUUUGCUCAACAUUAUUUUUCUAUUUUUCCUUGGUCACUGUGUGAUUCAAGUCACGAUGACUUAACAGAUCUCUCUUCAUCUGUCAUUCUUAGUCUGACCACUAGAUAGCAGCAUUACAACACUGAUUGAUUUACAAAGGGCUUCCUAAACGUUUUUGUCAGCCGAUACCCUUUAGAUUGACCCAAAACAUUAAGUACAAAAUUAGAUACUAAGUUGAUAUUGAAUUAUUGGUUAAUAUGACAUGUAGAUAAAUAAAUAUUAUAAAAAUUAUAUAUAUUAUUAGAAUUUUUAUUAUUCUUUUGAAAUUAGUUAUUUUAAUUUAAACUUUUUUUUUAAUUAGUUUUUUUUAGCUUUUCAUCAGCUCAUGAACUCAUGGAUGUAGUUCCCUUUGGGAUCACUUUGAGUUUUUUUCCAACGGUAUUUGUAGGCCAACCGGAAAUGCUAAUUAAUUUCUAUGAUUUCAUUAGGGAAAAAACGUUUGAAAGGUUAUAUUUUGUUCUGGUUUAUAAGUGCAUUUGAUUUGUUAAAAUGAAAGUAAAUAAAUUGUGUAAUGGUAAAAAUAGUUUAUUUAUUUUGGAUGAUUUUUUUUUUUUUUUAUGCUCAGGCUUAUCAGACCUUUAAUGAUUUUUUUCAUUAUGUCUCUUUUAAAUGUCUAAGCCAAACCACAACAUGAGCAUUCACAAGUUGACCACAAGCGUGUGCUGGUCUGUGCCGGUCUCUCGAGUGGAUGGGUACGGCCAAAUUCCUAAAAAUGUUACUUCUGUUGUGUCUAGAUCUGCUUUGGAUAUUAAAAGCUGCACAUUUUAAUCAUCACAUUUGAAUUA